ACGAAGGAGGGAGUGGGAUGAACGCCGGGCCCCGGGCGCAGCCGAGGCGACGCGAGAUGGCGGCGGCAGCCUCAGGAGCUGGUCGCUGUCGGAUCAGCAAGGUGGGGGUUGGCCGGCGCCCGUCUCCAGCUCGAGUAAGGGUGGCUGUACGACUGCGGCCAUUUGUGGAUGGAACAGCUGGAGCAAAUGAUAGCUCUUGUGUUCGGGGCCUGGACAGCUGCUCUCUAGAGAUUGCCAACUGGAGAAACCAUCAGGAGACCCUCAGAUACCAGUUUGAUGCCUUCUAUGGGGAGAGGAGCUCCCAGCAGGACAUCUAUGCAGGCUCAGUACAGCCCAUCCUAAAGCACUUGCUGGAGGGGCAGAAUGCCAGUGUACUUGCAUAUGGGCCCACAGGCGCAGGGAAGACACAUACAAUGCUGGGCAGCCCAGAGCAGCCCGGGGUGAUUCCCCGGGCACUCAUGGACCUUCUGCAGCUCACGAGGGAGGAGGGUGCUGAGGGCCGGCCUUGGUGCCUCUCAGUCACUAUGUCCUACUUAGAGAUUUACCAGGAGAAGGUACUAGAUCUCUUGGAUCCUGCAUCAGGAGACCUGGUGAUCCGAGAAGACUGUCGGGGAAACAUACUGAUUCCGGGCCUCAUGCAGAAGCCCAUCACUAGCUUUGCUGACUUUGAGCGUCACUUCCUGCCAGCCAGUCGAAAUCGGACUGUAGGAGCCACGCGGCUCAACCAGCGCUCCUCCCGCAGUCAUGCUGUGCUUUUGGUCAAGGUGGAUCAACGGGAACGUGUGGCCCCAUUUCGCCAGCGGGAGGGGAAACUCUACCUGAUUGACCUCGCUGGCUCAGAGGACAACCGGCGCACGGGCAACAAGGGCCUGCGGCUGAAGGAGAGUGGAGCCAUCAAUGCUUCCCUCUUUGUGCUGGGCAAGGUGGUGGAUGCGCUGAACCAGGGCCUCCCUCGUGUGCCUUACCGGGACAGCAAGCUCACUCGCCUAUUGCAGGACUCCCUGGGGGGCUCCGCACACAGCAUCCUCAUUGCCAACAUUGCCCCUGAGAGACGCUUCUACCUGGACACAGUCAGUGCGCUCAACUUUGCUGCCCGGUCCAAGGAGGUGAUCAACCAGCCUUUUACCAAUGAGAGCCUGCAGCCUCACGCCUUGGCACCUAUUAAGUUGUCUCAGAAAGAACUGCUGGGCCCAUCAGAGACGAAGAGGGCCCGAGGACAUGAGGAGGAGGAGCUUGGGAGCCCUGAGUCCCCAGCAGCUCCAGCUUCUGCUGACCAGAAACUCAGUCCCCUGCAGAAGCUAAGCAGCAUGGACCCAGCCAUGCUGGAGCGCCUACUGAGUUUGGAACGUCUGCUGGGCUCCCAAGGGAGCCAGGGGACCCCUCUGCUGAACACCCCAAGGCGAGAGCGGAUGGUGCUCAUGAAGACAGUGGAGGAGAAGGACUUGGAGAUUGAGAGGCUUAAAAUGAAGCAAAAGGAACUGGAGGCCAAGGUGCUGGCCCAAGAGGCUGCAGAUCCAAAGGAGAAGGAAAAUUGCUCUCCCACAAUGCUCCGACCCCUUGCCCGCCGCACAGUCACAGUGGCUAAGCCCCUGAAAAAGGCUGUGGUGAUGCCCCUACAACUGAUUCAGGAGCAGGCAGCAUCCCCAAAUGCCGAGAUCCAUAUCCUGAAGAAGAGAGGCCGGAAGAGGAAGCUGGAGUCCCUGGAUGCCUCAGAGCAGUCCGAGGAGAAUGCUGAGGACUGCUGGGAGCUGCAGAUCAGCCCGGAACUGCUGGCCCGUGGGCGCCAAAAAAUCUUGGACUUGCUGAACGAAGGCUCAGCCCGGGACCUGUGCAGCCUGCAGCGCAUUGGCAAGAAGAAGGCCCAGCUCAUCGUGGGAUGGAGGGAGCUCCACGGCCCCUUCAGCCAGGUGGAGGACCUGGAACGCGUGCAGGGCAUUUCCGGGAAACAGCUGCAGUCCUUCGUGAAGGCGAACAUCCUCGGCCUCCUCGGUCUCGCCGCGGGCCAGCGCUCCAGCCCCUCCUGACUUACGUCUCCUCCAUUCACUUUUUUCUUGUUUGUUUUAUCCGUGUAUAAUCGCGUGUUAUGUAAAUACAGUUUUUACUCCGGUG
Molecule: messenger RNA, 2109 nt
Organism: Choloepus didactylus (southern two-toed sloth)
Lineage: Eukaryota; Metazoa; Chordata; Mammalia; Pilosa; Megalonychidae
Gene: KIF22
Product: kinesin family member 22
Exons: 14
Coding region: 18-2024 (668 amino acids)
Biological process (GO): microtubule-based movement; mitotic spindle organization; DNA repair
Molecular function (GO): ATP binding; microtubule motor activity; DNA binding
Source: RefSeq, a predicted model, not a curated record